AUGGCACGAGCGGAGUCUCAUACGUCCACAGGCUCAUAUACGCCCACGCUCGACGAUGCGUGGCCGCAUACGCGCUUGGUAUGGGACGGUUCUGUGGUACAGUGGUGGCAUGGUACGACACUGCGUCACACAUAUACAUUUGCCGAGCAUGUACGCGACGCCUGCACGGCGUGGAUGCACGUAUCGGAGGAGCAAUGUGAACCGGCUCUAUGCAUUGCCUUGGAGCGCAUGAUGUAUAUUCACUGUCCACGUCUCGGCGAUACGUAUACGCUCCCCCUUUACUUUUGUGCGGCGCGUUUGUUCCCUUUGCAAACCGGCCUGCUGGUUGUCCGUCAUCCACAAGCGCACGAUGGUGCAGCGGCUCUACCUCUUGCGUUCUAUCUUCGCAGCGUUCUGGAUGACUGGGCUGCGUGGACAUGUGUCGAGACGAUUGUUCACAACGACACACGUCCUGUUCUGCAGGGCGCACCCCAGCCCUUCCCUGCGGCGGACGAGUACGUGGUGUAUGCAAACACAGGCCGCGAUGCUACACCGACCAUCCUUGUCACGGCCAAUGGUCGUACACACAAAGUACGUAUCUACCACUAUGUCUGUGCUUCGACACCCAUGUCGUCGUCGUACCCUACCGCCCCCUCUCUCUCCUCUCGACCCUCUGACAUCGAUGCACGUCCUCGUAAAAUGGCACGGAGAUCUAGUGCGCGCUAUGCUAGGCGCUCUAGCCGUAUCAGCGAGAUGGGCGUGCAUCGGCGGAUGUCUGAUAUGGGGCCAGGCGACUCGGUACGACUCGAUGCGAUGUCCACCCGCUCACGACCUGCCUCUGCCUCGUCCGUGUCCUCGGCACCCAUGGCCACCGCCGUUGACUUGGCACGACGUGUGACGACCCCUCUGUACGAGAGCAUGAGUGGCGGUGCUCCUACCAGCGCAUGCCAUCCUCUCCUUGCGCACUUGGCUCGCGCAUAUGCCAGUACGGCUUUGUACGAUGAAAUUACGGUGCCUAUACUUACAACGCAGGCGGAGGCUUGGCGUGUUCACGCAUUUAUGUGGCGCUCUCACCUGUAUGUGCACAUUCCCUGGGCUAGUCAGGUCUAUAUUCGCUCCAUGCCUUCAUCCCAACGUGCGUUCUCUACAAGUAUGGAGGCGCAAGCUCUAGUGCGUGUAUCACUGGUAACGCCCGACGACGCCAUGGUCAUUCUGGAUCCUAAGGGCGCUGUAUACCUUGUAGGCAUGGCCCCCGGCCCGACUACGCCGCGCGUCUGCCUGGCUUCUCACGGUGUUACUCACCUUCGAUACGAACAUCAGCGACUGUAUAUGCAACAAGGCGAGUCAUGGGUAUCACGCUCUAUGGAUGCCCGACCUUCCUGCCGCCUUACAUCGCGCAUCAUCGAAGCCCUUUGCCUAGCGCUCCCACCCGAUCAAGCCGCUACAUACUUGUGCCGAUGGUUCGAGAACGGCACAUAUUCGUGGGAAGGCCUCACGCAAUUGCUAGGAUGCGCUGAUGAUACCCCAAUGCACGACCCACACGGCGCGAAGAUCCUAGCAUCCCUGGGCCUGUGUGAGCCUACCACGACGCGCCUCACGCCUUUGCCCUCCAGUGCCUCGCAUGACGACGCGUCGCUCGCCAUGCUCUUCCAUGCACUGCUAUGUGAUCUGUGUGUGCACGUGACAUCACGACGUACAGAGGCGCCCAGGUUGGUGGCCUUGCAAGGUGCUAUCCUUACGCGCUUGGGCUGGACGGCCUGGAUCGAGGCGUAUGCACGCACAUGGCCAAGGCAUAUCACGCCAUCCGCCUCGCCGCCGCAUGGCCCACCUGCCCCGCCUGACCCUUACGAGCUGCUGCAACAGCAGCAAACGUCGACAGAGCCUGUCGCACCCUUGCAUACGCAGCUGACCACGUUGGUGGAUCGUACGCCGUUGACGUCCUUGGAACGAAUUUGUCCUACAUGGACCGUCCUUUGGGCCUUGUACAUGACGUUGUCCACAGCUACAUCCGCGCGGGAUGUAGUCGAAGCAAUGCUGGCGCACCACGUCGAUCUUGCGCAGUUAGCUCACUGGCCUGCUGGCCUAGCGCUGCCAUUGGAAGAAGCAUUACGCACAUGCCAACAAGCUCCACCUCGCGACUGGUCCUCGGAUGCGUACCGCCUCGUUCGUCGCGCGGAUGCGUGUGCCGCUGUGACAGGCACACCACCUGCACGCGUACCUGCCAUGGUCCAACGUACAUUGCCACCUGGCCUUGAUCCUCUUAGUGCUCAACUGUUCCGUGAAGACUACCGUCUCGGGGAUGUGGCACGUAUGCUCUCUACAACACAGGUUCACGUCGCGCGGUUGUCGCCUGACGAUGCUCAUGAGCGUGGGCCUCUUCUCGCUCAGAAAGUUUCUGAGCGAACCAUGGCGCAGUGCAUUGGACGUGGCAUGUUCCGCUAUGCGUCGCAUAAGCUGCGCAUGACAGGCACAUGGCGAACCCCGCGCUUGUGCUUGCGUCUACGUACGUUCCCAGAUGGCGCGAUGUACGAGGAUAUGCAUGAGACGCAUAUCCUUGCCUGGCCCGAGUUUCAUAAUGGCGUGGCGUCUGCGUUGGAAAUCGGCGCGACUCCUCUGGACUCCAGCUGGAUUUUUGCACAAGCAGGCACAUCUGCCGUGCAUCGUGCACGCCAUGCUGGUUUCCUCCUGGGUCUAGGCUUGCAAGGGCACUUGCGUGGCUUGGGCCGUGUCCAUGCGUAUCGCUACUUGGCGCCACGACAUACCUUGACGACCAUUGGACUCGUACUUGGUUUGGCCUCGUCGCUUCUAGGUACUGGCGAUGCGGCCGCGCGUCAGGUCAUGGCCGUCCAAGUCGCUGCCUUCCUCCCACCAGGCAGUGUUCCUUUGCACAUGGCCAUUGUGACGCAGGCGGCAGGCUUACUCGGUAUGGGGCUGGUCUUUUGCAAUACGGAUCACCGGUGGACCGCAGCUAAGCUUGCAACACAGCUGGAUGCGCGUCUAGAUACCACCGACACACACGAAACACAUCAUGAUGUGUAUGCGCACUGUGCUGGUCUGGGCCUGGGCCUGGUCUUGCUGGGCCGAGCUCGUCGCGUCGGGAUGAGCAGCGCGGCCGAUGUCGCCCUAGUCGCUCAAUUGUGCCGACAUCUUACAGCCAGUGAUGAAGCGCCGCCUUUGGUCGCUGCGCGGCGUGCGCAUGCCGCGUGCCUGGCGUUGGCCCUGAUUUUCCUACGCAGUCAGCGUCGCGACGUGUUGGAGGCGCUAGCACCGCCUACGCCUAGUGCUUUGGUAUAUAUACGCCCUGAUCUGUUGCUUGUUCGUGCCCUGGCCCGUGCCCUUAUUGCAUGGGAUGCACAGCCCGACAAGGCGUGGCUCGAGCAAGCGUGUCCGUGGCUCAUCGAUCCCGCCAAGAUGGAUACGUCCCAACGAUUGGCGUUCUACAAUAUUCGUGCAGGUGCCUGCCUUGCACUAGGCUUGCAAUUCGCCGGCACUGGUGAUGUCCGUGCGCGUGAUUUGCUCUUGACACAAUGUUCGUGGCCGCCACCUACCGGCACGACAUUUGAAGCACGCUUGGAAUCGGCCGCAUAUGCUACGCUCAUGGACCAAGUCCAUGUCGCGAUGGCCUGUGUCAUGGCAGGCACGGGCGAUGUGGAUGUUUUGCGUGUGCUGCGUACGGCACAUGGCACGCUGGAUGCUCCGUACAGCAGUCAGGUGGCUACGCAUAUGGCUCUUGGCCUACUGUUUGUCGGUGGAGGCCGAUUUAGUGUUGCUCGUACUGAUCGUGCGAUUGCCGCGUUGCUUAUUGCCUGCGUCCCACGCUUCCCUGCCUCACCUGAUGAUACCCAUGCGUGUUUGCAAGCGGCUCGGCAUUUGUGGGUCCUGGCGCUGACACCGCGCGUGCUGGCAGCGCGCGACGUGACGUCGGGCGAGGCAUGCGUGGUGCCUGUGUCUGUGCGCACACAAAUGGAAGCUUCGGCGAAGCGCAUGACUCCUUGUUUGCUGCCACCGGAUGUCACUGAGGCACAGGCCAUUAGUCGCCGGUACUGGCCAGCUACCUGUGCAUUGCCGACCGAGCCCACAUCGACCAUUUAUUGGAUGCACGUACAGCGACGAACAGGAUUCUUGUCGUACACUGACGACCCGCAUGGGCACCGCAGCAUCUUUGCACGUACAUCGCAGCGCACAGUCCCGCGUAUUGAUCAGUCUAUUGUGCACGAAGCAAGCCGACUUCGUCAUGACGUUGCGACGUUGGUGCGCGGCUUCCCGACGGCGCCUGAUGCGCAAGGCUUUGUAUCGUACCUUUGUCAGUCGACGACCACCCACUUUGGUGCUUACUGUACUGCGGCGUUGCUGGACAGUCUCUUACGCGAUGCGCCUAUGCUCACCCGCUUCUACCUCGCAUUGUGGUCUGGAUGGGCGGAUGCGCACGCCUCUGAUGCUAUUCUUGCUAUUCGCGAUGUACAGCAUAUCCAGCAAUGGUACGGCUCCCAGACCGACCACAUGGUUCGUGGCUCACGCGAGCGGUUGGUGCCGCACGAUGUGGUGGACAGCGUUUUAUGGGCAUGGGAACGUGCGUUGCCCUCUGUUCAAGCCGACACACAGGCGUAUGUGCGAGGCGAGCGUGUCGACUUGACGCAGGUAGCCUGGGCCCUUCAAGUCUUACAUACCCCCAAAGCGGCUGACAUGGCUGUCUUGCGGACUCGAUUCUGUGAGACGCCUCGUACACUCGCGGAAUCUGUUCUGCGCCAUGUACUGCGCCAUGAAUGGCUAGCCCAGCAGUGCAGUAUCGCGUGGACAUCUGUAUGA
Malassezia pachydermatis is the source of this 4785-nucleotide messenger RNA. RefSeq names its product negative regulator of mitosis. Gene Ontology annotation, molecular function: molecular adaptor activity. Gene Ontology annotation, biological process: anaphase-promoting complex-dependent catabolic process; protein K11-linked ubiquitination; metaphase/anaphase transition of mitotic cell cycle. Bases 1 to 4785 code for a protein of 1594 amino acids. The transcript has a single exon. NCBI's taxonomy places the organism in Eukaryota, Fungi, Basidiomycota, Malasseziomycetes, Malasseziales, Malasseziaceae. The record is from RefSeq and is a predicted model, not a curated record. Gene Ontology annotation, cellular component: anaphase-promoting complex.